UGCUGCUGCUGCGGCUCAGUUGUGGUGGAGAUGGAAGAAAGUCCGGAUGAGAUUGAGGUUUGUAAAAUCUUGCUUGACCUCGGAAACAUGUUUCGCGAAUCAGUGUGCAGAUGGGGCUGUAAGCGGAGGAGAUCUAGCGGCGGCGGCGGCGGCGGCGAGUUCUCGGCAAGGAACAUUGUAAAAGUCUUGAGUCCUGACACCCCACUCUCCUUCUGCCCCACCACUGAAUCUGAUGACAACAAACACUCUCAGAAAAGGAGUAGAGAGGAAUGGAAGAGGGAAAUAGAGGGAUUAACACACUGUAAAGAAAUGCUGAUCCAGGUAAAAGUCCUUCAUUUUAUUAUUAUACGGAGUACUAGUUGAUUUUUUUUUACUGCUUGAUGUUUUUACAGCAAUUGGAGACUGUGAGAGUUCACUAUGAUACCCAGAGGCUUUACAAUCUCAAGUUGAAAGCAAUGAAGCAGGAGGAGAAGGUAUGGCUUGACCAUGAUGAUGAUAAAAUUUCCCAAACUGAGUAUUUUUCUAGAAACAACUCAAAACUGUCCUUAAUCGCAGCGGCGGCGGCAGCAGCAGUUAUUGACUUCUUCAUUCCACAAACAACAAGAGGCUUUUGUGAGGUUAAUUGGGCCAGCCAGAAGUGUAGCCCAACAGCUUCAAUAUCCAGUCAUUGUUGGCCAGAAGGAUUGGUUCUCUGCGCAGGGCUUUGCAAACAAUGGGUUCGGCCCUGAUCUGAACGCCGCCGCCGCCGCAGAGAGUAUGAAGAAGGCCAUGUAUGCUGAGGCACGGAGGAGCAGAAUGAACAAAUUGAAGAUUAGGGGAAGGAGGAGGCCAUAGUAUCAUGUUUCCUUCCACUUUUAAAUCCCUAGCUUUUUUAUUGUUUUCGUAGUUCGCUUCUCAAUGUGUAAAUCCUCAGUUUUGGUUUUCAAACACUUGAGUCAGUUCAUUAAUACCUGUACAAAAAAUGGCAUGAAAAUUUUGAGAAUGCUAAUCUCACUGUCAUCGGUCUUUUUUAGAAUGAUUUUCUCAUAUACGAGUAUUUCUUUUUUCAUUUUUC
Cuscuta epithymum is the source of this 1054-nucleotide messenger RNA. The record is from the annotation of a GenBank genome assembly. NCBI's taxonomy places the organism in Eukaryota, Viridiplantae, Streptophyta, Magnoliopsida, Solanales, Convolvulaceae.